UCUAAUUGAAUAUUAACUUAUACCUGCCAUUGUAUCCAUUAGUUAGAUAAACCCAUUAUUAAGUACAUCUGAAAUAAGACUUGGUGUAGGGACUAUAAGAACUCUCCAGCUAUUCUGAUAUACAUUUAUUUUAUAUUUUUUGCUGGGAUGUGGCAGUGCUGACUGACCAUUUUCACUUUUUCAGUUGGAUAAACAAACAUGGCAAUGCAAGACGCAGACCCGGAUUUUCGAAUCCGGAGACCGAACAAAGCUGAAAGAGACGAUAUCAAGAAGAUCUUCUCCCAUUUCGAUGUGAACGGAGACCAAAAGAUUUCCCGACACGAGAUAUUACGUGCAGUACGAUGCAUGGGGUCACACCCGACAAAGCAGGAGUUCGACCAAAUAAUGGAACCUGUCGACGAGGACAAGGAUGGCUAUGUUAGCUUCAGCGAAUUUGAGAAAGUCAUGAUGAGAUCAAUUUCGGUAAAGGAAUACGAAGAAAAACUAAUGAGAGAAUCGUUUAAAAUGUUUGAUUUGGAUGGAGAUGGGUUCAUUUCCAAGGCUGAGCUGAAGAAAAUACUCACAGCAGCCGGGGAUAAAAUGGCGGAACAGGAAGCUGAGGAACUCCUGCAGGAAGCUGAUACCAACAAAGACGGGAAGAUAAGUUACGGGGAAUUCGUCGACAUGAUAUGCAAAAAGUGAUACAUGCCGAAUAAUGACAAGGAAAUGGGAUGUGAGGAAUCGACCAUUGUGACUAGACGACUGUGCGCCUGCACAAGAAGGAUUAAAACAAAACGUGCCGCAUAUGUCGUUACAGUUGGAGAGAAAAACGAUAUCGUAUAAUUCACUGAAGAGUGAAGGAGAAAUGUGGCAUAUUUUACUGUACGUACACAACUAUAGUGUGUGCCCUUCAGUUAUUUUGAUCAUUUUGAAAACAUCGUUUGUGUUGGACUCCCAUGUGUUGUAUAGGGGUCCGACGCUACCUACGGAUACAUUUAUAUAUAUAUAUAUAUGUGCAUGUUAUCACUUGACAUCUUCUAUCAGACAGAUUGUUCAACAGUAAAUCUCCGUGUUACUGUCGCCGUCUGUAUGCUCUUAAGCGGUUUUUCGAUAUACCGGGGUAUACAAGUAGGAAUUGUGGAACAACGAAACGUAGAAAUUACAAUAAGUCUGUAGUAAUUAAUGUUAGUAACGAACUGUUUAUCAUCGAUGUAUUGUCCUAUAUUACGUCAUCAUGAUGACUAGAUGAACCGGAUUUUGUUUUAAUAAACCCUAAUUGGAAACACCACGUGUUAACUCAUUAUUUUAUUAAUCCUUGUG
This is a messenger RNA of Mizuhopecten yessoensis (Yesso scallop), 1299 nucleotides long. Its product is annotated as calmodulin-beta-like. The record is from RefSeq and is a predicted model, not a curated record. The transcript has 4 exons. The coding region runs from base 199 to 681 and encodes 160 amino acids. Gene Ontology annotation, molecular function: enzyme regulator activity; calcium ion binding. Lineage: Eukaryota; Metazoa; Mollusca; Bivalvia; Pectinida; Pectinidae.